GCGGUGUGAUGACGUCUGGCUCGGGCCUGGCAGCGAGUGCUCCGCGCGCGCCGCUGCGGCCUCGGACUUGGACCCAGCUCUUGGACUCGGGCUGUAGGUCGGAGAUGUUACAGGCUGUGAGAGCUGUGGAUGAGGAAGAGGAAUAUGCGGAGGAGGAUUGUCCUGAGUUGGUUCCCAUUGAGACGAAGCAAAGGGAGGAGGAGGAGGAACAGUAUGGCCCCGGCGCCAAGAUCCCAGUCACAAUUAUCACAGGGUAUUUAGGUGCUGGGAAGACAACACUUCUGAACUAUAUUUUGACAGAGCAACAUAGUAAAAGAAUAGCAGUUAUUUUAAAUGAAUUUGGGGAAGGAAGUGCAGUGGAGAAAUCCUUAGCCAUCAGCCAAGGUGGGGAGCUCUAUGAAGAAUGGCUGGAACUUGGAAAUGGUUGCCUCUGCUGCUCAGUGAAGGACAAUGGCAUUAGAGCUAUUGAGAAUUUAAUGCAGAGGAAGGGGAAAUUUGAUUACAUAUUGUUAGAGACCACUGGGUUAGCAGAUCCUGGUGCAGUUGCUUCUAUGUUUUGGGUUGAUGCUGAAUUGGGGAGUGAUAUUUAUCUUGAUGGUAUCAUAACUGUUGUGGAUUCAAAAUAUGGAUUUAAACAUUUAACUGAAGAAAAACCUGAUGGCCUUAUCAAUGAAGCUACUAGGCAAGUUGCUCUGGCAGAUAUUAUUCUCAUGAAUAAAACAGACUUAGUUCCAGAAGAAGAUUUAAACAAAUUAAGAACAACCAUUAGAUCAAUAAAUGGACUGGGGAAAAUUUUAGAAACACAAAGAUCAAGAGUUGAUCUCUCUAAUGUAUUAGAUCUUCAUGCCUUUGAUAGUCUCUCUGGAGUAAGUUUGCAGAAAAAACUUCAACAUGUGCCAACAACACAACCUCAUCUUGAUCAGAGUAUUACUACAGUUACAUUCGAGGUACCAGGAAAUGUAAAGGAAGAAAGGCUAAAUGAAUUUAUUCAGAGUCUCCUGUGGGAAAAGAAUGUGACAGACAAGGACCGGCACUGCAUGGAGGUCAUACGGCUGAAGGGGCUGGUGUCAAUCAAAGAAAAACCACAGCAAGUGAUUGUUCAAGGUGUCCAUGAGCUCUAUGAUCUGGAGGAGACUCCAGUGAGCUGGGCAGAUGACACUGAGAGAACAAAUCGAUUGGUCCUGAUUGGGAGGAAUUUAGAUAAGACUAUCCUUAAACAACUAUUUAUAACUACUGUAACAGAAACAGAAAAGCAGCAGAUAACACAUUUCAAAGAAGAUCAAGUUUGUAACACUGAAAGCAUUUCUUAUCAAAAAGUUUGAUAAAAUGAAAAGUUUCCUACUGCACAUAUUUCAAACAGCUAUUCUUUUCAUUAUUUCUGUGAUAAAUCCCAGUGUACCUUAAAAUGGUGUUUAUUCUGUAGAAGACCUAUAAUUUAGUAAAUUAACACUUUAAAACAUUUGCUGUUCAUAUAAUAGCCAGAUUUUUAUUUUUGAGAUGGGUUUCACAAAAUAUUUUUCGGAAUUGGUUUGGGAGCUUAUAUAUGCAGAGUUUCUCAUCCAUGGAAGUUAGUUAUAAUAAUGAUAAUAAGAGGGGCCGGAGUUGUGGCGUAGAAGGUAAAACUGUUGCCCUUGAUGCUGGCAUCCCAUGUGAGUGCUGGUUCAUGUCCUGACUGCUCCACUUCUGAUCCAGCUCCCUGCUAAUGACCUAGGAAAAGUAGCAGAAGAUGGCCCAAGUGCUUAGGCCCCUGCCACCCAUGUGGGAGACCCAGAUGAAGCUCCUGGCUCCUGGCUUUGGCCUGACCCAACCCUGGCUGUUGUGGCCAUAUGGGGAGUAAACCAGCAGAUGAAAAGUCGCUCUCUCUUUCUGACUUUCCCUUUUUUCUCUGUAAUUCUUUCAAACAAAUAAAUAAGUCUUUAAAAAAUAAUGAUAAAAUUUUCUUUAAUAUUGUCAUUUUUCCUUAAUAUUGUCAUUUUUUCUUAGCUGAUUGAAGAAACACAAUUAUUACGUUGUUAUUACAAAGUUUUUACAAAACAGUGUCACUAUUUUUAUUAAAUACAAGGUUUGUCACUAGAGACUUAAAAGUAGAAGAGAUCUUAAUUUUUUCUUAAAGAUUUAUUUAUUUACUUGAAAGGCAGAACAAUGGAAAGAAAGAGAAACAGAGACCAGGGAGAGACAGAAAGAGAGACAGAGACAGACACUGAUUCCAUCUGCUGGUUCACUCCCCAAAUGUCCUUCUGGGUCUCCCAAGUGGGUGACAGGGGCCCAGGCACUUGGGCCACCUGCUGCUGCUUACCCAAGCACAUUAGCAGGGAGCUGGAUCAGAAACGGAGCAGAUGGGACUCCAGCCAUGCUCUAGUGUGUGCUUCUGGCAUUGUAAUCUGCAGCUUAACCCAGUUUGCCACAACACUGGCCCCAGAAAUCUUACUUUUAAUCAAAGCUAAGCCUUACUGAUAGUUGGUAAUGAAACGUCAGCCAUUUAUUUUGUAAUAUAUUUGGAAGAUUUCAAUCGUAGAAUACAUUUUACUACUGAUAAUUCAUCUUGGUUUUUUUUUUUAACUUUAGUUUUUAGUAUAAGCUCAAAAGCAAUGAGGUACAAAAUAUCAACUAUAACUGCAGAUGACUCUCGAUAGUUAAUAAUCUUUAUUUAAAUGGUUAGUGUGUAAGUCUACAGUGGCUCAGGUUUCUCCUAGUUCUACUAAAAGCUGAGUCACCUUCACUAUAAUCAAAUUGUAAGAGAGGAGCAUAGAUGGAAUUUAGUGAAGAGUUUCACCAAAUUAAUUACCAAUUUCUUUUGAAAGUUUCCCUCAGAAUUUUAAAUAAAGGAGUUACAUCUGUAUGUUUUGAACAGUUCAGUGGUUAGGGGCAGAAGGCUGAUUGAUUAAGUUAUCACAAAUUGGUGUUGCUAUUGUGUUGUUUUGGUUAUGCCAAUGUGGUGAUCUUGAUCUCCCUUCCCUCUCCAUCUGUACUUUUUAUUAUAUUUAUUUAUUUAUUUAUUUUUGAGAGGCAGAGAGAAAGCUCCAUUCAGCUGUGCCACUCUCCAAAUCUCCAAAUGACUGCAACAGCUGGAGCUAGGAAGUGAGCACUCAGUUCAGUCUUCCAAAUGGACAGCAGCAGCCUACCCACCCGAGUCAUCACAGCUGCCUCCAAGGGUCUGCACUAACAGUAACUUGGAGUCAGGAGCUGGAGCUGGCAAUUAAAUUCAGGCACUCCAGUUUAAGAAGCAAGUGUCUUAACACUCAGCCAAAUGCCUUUCUCUAUCCUGUCCUUAAAUUCUGCAUGUUUACCCAGUUGUCUCCUGGACUAUUCUCUUAGUUCAUGUUUGAGAGAUAACUCUUUAUUUUUUUAUUUAUUUGACAGAUAGAGUUAGACAUGAGAGAGAGAAACAGAGAGAAAGAUCUUCAUUCCGUUGGUUCACUCCCCAAAUGGCCGCUAUGGCCGGUGCUGCGCUGAUCCGAAGCCAGGUGCUUUCUCCUGGUCAGUCUCCAAUGCAGGUGCAGGGCCCAAGCACUUGGGCCAUCCUCUACUGCCCUCCCGGGCCACAGCAGAGAGCUGAACUGGAAGAGGAAUAACCAGGACUAGAACCUGGUGCCCAUAUGGGAUGCUGGCGUCGCAGGCAGAGGAUUAACCAAGUGAGCCACGGUGCUGGCCUUGAGAGAUAACUCUUACUGUGUGAGAGUGUAUUGUCCUGUAGAAAGUCUAUUGAUCUUCAAGUCAAAUUUUUGCUUUAAUUCCCUCUUUGCUGGCUCUUGGCUGUAUAAUCUCAAGUGUUUGUUCUGAGAAUGGUUUCCUUAUUUAUAAAAUGGAUAGUGGGCCAGCAUUAUGGCACACCAGGUUAAGCUGCCACCUGCAGUGUCAGAAUUCCAUAUCCAAGUACUGGUGCUUUGGCCCUUGCCAUCCACAUGGGAGAUCCAGAUGGACUUCCAGGCUCCUGGCCUUGGCUGUGACCAGUCAAGGCCAUUGGGGGCCAUUGGAGAGUGAACCAGGUGAAGAUUCUCUCUGCCAGUCUGCCUUUCAAAAUGAAUAAAUAAAUCUUUAGGAAAAAAAUGCAUAGUGAUAAUAUCAACGAUUCAAGAAGUAAAUUGGUUUUUGUAAUGUACCCAACUCAGCUGCUGGCACAUAGCAGAGCCUUGAUAAGUAUUUUAUUCUUCCUAACAAUUUAACGUUGUUUUACAAUUAAUGUGGUCACAAUAAUAAUAUUCUUUGGCAAAUAAUAAAUGUCUAAAGCUAUCUGUUAUAGAUCAUGAGAGAAGUUAUAAUCAGUUGUCCUAUUGUGGAAGCAGUGUAUGAAAUAAUAUUAAUGUGUACUUUUGAGUAUUUGUAAAGAUGAUGAACAUGUUUUUUCUUCUAAGAUGUGAUUUUUUUUGUUACACACCUGUUGCAGGAAUAUGUGUAGGUUGUUAAAAUGCAAACAUUAGAGAUGAAGACAGUCUUCCCUGGUCCUUCCCCUUCAUCCCUGUCCCUUUGGAGGGAUAAGCGACGUUCUGUCCUUUCAGACAUGUCUAGUCACUCAUUCUAUCUUGCAACAUGAAUGGUUUUCCUGGAAUCAGAGACACAGUUUAAGCUGAUUCUUCAAGAAACCAAGAAACUUUUCACAGAUAUCUCCAAGAGGUUUAUUUUUGUAACCUGUGUUAAAUAAAACAUUCUUUAUUAUAAUACAGUUUAAUUAAAAGAAAAUAUUCGAUUAUUAGUCUUAGAUCUUUCCAUGUUCUUGCAUAUAAACGAUACUCUUUAAGUGUUACACAGAAAAUCAUAGUAUACUAUACAAUGCAUCCAUUUAAAAAAUUAUUAGUCAUGUGGUAUAUCAGGUUAAGCCACCACCUGUGAUACUGACAUCACGUAUGGGCAUGGAUUCCUGUCCCAGCUGCUCUACUUCUGAUCCGGCUUCCUGCUAACGCACCUGGGAAGGCAGCAGAAGAUGGCCUAUAUUCUUGGGCCUCUGCCAUCCAUGUGGGAGACCUGGAUGAAACUCAUGGCUUCUGGUUUCACCCUGGCCCAGCUCUGACCAUUGUAGACAUUUGGGGAGUCAACCUGCGGAUAGAGGAUCUCUCUGUCUCUUCUCUAUCCAUAACUCUACCUUUAAAAUAAAUAAAUCUCCUUUAAAAAAUUA
Messenger RNA from Oryctolagus cuniculus (rabbit), 5110 nucleotides. It is a transcript of the gene ZNG1A, whose product is annotated as Zn regulated GTPase metalloprotein activator 1A. The record is from RefSeq and is a predicted model, not a curated record. NCBI's taxonomy places the organism in Eukaryota, Metazoa, Chordata, Mammalia, Lagomorpha, Leporidae. Gene Ontology annotation, cellular component: cytoplasm.